CUUGCAAAGCUCGAUGCGUGCGGACGUCUGCGAAUGUCGAACAUUAAUCGAAUUUUCACGUACGGAGCUGAACUUUUGAUGUGACUGUGUCAAAGUGAUUGUGUAUCUCAACUUUUAGUGACGUUUUGUGUUAAAAACUUAUAUUUUGGAGUCUACAGUGACAUUUUGUGACGUUGCGGAUACUCGAAGGAAUUGUGUUCAUUCCCAGAAGCGGAAACUAAUGGAUCCGAACAAGAGUUGAUUUUGUCGGUGAAACAUGAAUCUCGCCGCCAUUGCGUUUUGGCGCGAUAUGCCAAUCGCGUUCACGCUCCUCGUGGCAACGGCGUGUCUUGUUACAGCCAAAGAUAUUGUUUUAGACAAAGACUACACAACACUAGAAGCGUCACUCAACGAGAGGUUGCGACUAACUUGUGGCAUCAAGCCCAACGGAGAGAAGUCCUCAGUGCUGUGGUACAAAGAUGGACUGCUGGUUGAUACGCAGAAGAGCAGGGUCGUCCAGCAGAGGCAGUGGUUAAGAAUAAAAGGAUUUAGAGCCAAAGAUGCAGGGCUUUAUUCUUGUAAGACUGAUAAUGAUAAUGAAAAGGAGAUGACAAUUAGGCUCACUUUGAAACAUAAUAGUGCCCAUGAUAUGGAAGAUUACCAAGCAGAUAUGGGCGUAAGAGCACUUCCAGAAACGCUAUCACAAAUCAAAAGUGCAGCACUGGUUGAGAACAACACGUUAGACGAUAACAUGACAGACAGCAAACGAUUUAUAAAGGACGAAGAUCUCGAUGAAAAAGGAGAGAAAGAUGAAAAAGAACAUCCAAAUUACGGCCAUGUUGAUGAAAAACAGGAAUAUUUCCCUCCACGUUUUAAGCACCCUACAAAACUGUACAAAAUGGAUAUGAAACCUGCUGGGAAUUCCAUAAGACUGAGAUGUGCUGCAGAAGGGAACCCAACGCCUAAUAUUACUUGGUACAAGAACAGGAGUACGCCAAUAUCUCGGGUGUUCUUCCAACCAUCUUAUGGGAAAUGGUCGAUGGCUUUGGACGAGCUGACGAAAGCCGACAACGGAAAUUAUACUUGUGUUGUCUGUAAUAUCCUUGGCUGUAUCGAGCAUACUGUUGUUCUUCAUAUACAAGAGCGUUUGUACGCGAAACCAGUGUUGACUCAAGGCGCAGAAAAUUUGACCGUUGUAGUCGGGGACACAGCUAGGUUCAGCUGUCAGUUCCUCACUGAUUUACACUCGUCACAAUACUGGAUGUAUUUCACUAAAAACGAGUACAUAUACAAUGAAACUAUAGAUACUGACGCCUUGAUUAAGGAGUCUGUGGUCUAUCCUGAUUAUAGCAAAGUUGUCACGAGUGAGAACCCAACAGACAAACCAGAACAACUCACAAUAUACAAUGUGACUAAGGAUGACGAAGGAUGGUAUGUCUGUGUUGCCCUUAACAGUUUGGGAAAUACUACUGCUAAAGGAUACUUGACUGUAUUGGAAUCACAACCGGUUCAAGAAGCCCCUGACCAUGGAAAGCACACACUCCUAAUAAACAUACUAACAGUAGUCCUGGGAGCCAUGUUCUUCGUAGCAGCCAUCAUAGUGGUCAUGAUCUGCAAGAAGCUGAAGAGAGAGAAAGAACAGAAACAGUUGGCUAUAGAGACGGCGAGAGCAGUGAUAGUGACGCAUUGGACGAAGAAAGUGACGGUUGAGAAGCCGCAGAUGAAUGGCUCGCCGACUGCUACUGGUGAAGCUUUGCUGAUGCCAGUAGUGAAGAUCGAAAAACAAAAGCUAUCGCAAGUGCAGAACACGACAAGCGAUUCAAUGAUGAUGUCAGAAUACGAGCUACCGAUGGACAUAGACUGGGAAGUGCCGAGGGAAUCCUUGUGUUUGGGCAAGGUGCUCGGUGAAGGAGAAUUCGGCAAAGUCGUGAAGGCUGAGUGUGUUGGUAUAUUGAAGCCGGGAAUGCAGUCUGUGGUUGCUGUUAAGAUGUUGAAAGAGGGCCACACGGACGCAGAGAUGAUGGCACUAGUCUCGGAGAUGGAGAUGAUGAAGAUGAUUGGCAAGCACGUGAACAUCAUCAACUUGCUCGGCUGCUGCACACAAGACGGUCCACUCUACGUCAUCGUUGAAUACGCUCCCAAUGGAAACUUGAGGGAGUUCCUGAGGAAUCAUCGACCUGGCAAUCGAUACGAAUCACCGACAGAAGAACUAAAAGAAAAGAAAACGCUAACACAGAAAGAUCUAGUCUCAUUCUCAUAUCAAGUAGCCAGAGGAAUGGAAUAUUUGGCAUCCAGACGGUGUAUCCACCGUGACUUAGCCGCUCGCAACGUGCUGGUCUCCGACGACUGUAUCCUCAAGAUAGCUGACUUCGGCUUAGCCAAGGAUGUCCACAGUAAUGACUACUACAGGAAGAAGACAGAAGGCAGGCUGCCGGUCCGGUGGAUGGCUCCUGAAUCGCUGUACCACAAAGUCUUUACUACGCAGACUGAUGUUUGGUCAUUCGGCGUGUUGCUGUGGGAGAUCAUGACUCUAGGUGGGACGCCUUACCCAACUGUCCCGGGGCAGUACAUGUACCAGCAUCUCAGUGCUGGACAUCGGAUGGAGAAGCCGCCGUGUUGUAGUCUUGAAAUAUACAUGCUGAUGCGCGAGUGCUGGUCCUUCUCUCCCGGAGACAGGCCUUCCUUCACGGAGCUCGUCGAAGACUUAGACAAGAUCCUCACAGUGACUGCAAACCAGGAAUACCUGGACCUCGGUCUACCACAACUUGACACUCCACCUUCGAGUUACGAUGGUUCUGGUGAUGAAAGUGACAGUGACUUCCCUUUCAUCAAAUAGACUUUUGAAUUAGAUUUCUGAUGGUGAAAAGAAGAACAGUAUUAAUACGAUUGAAGUACCAAUUUAAAUGGUAUUUGAUGAUAUAGUAUUUCAGUUUAGUGAAACUGGUGUCUUACUUAUUGACAAUGAAACGAAAUGAGUGAGUUUUUCAUCGUUAAAUGUUGGAUUGGAUCUCUGAGAUGAGAUGAGACCAGAUGAUAAAUCAUGGUUGAAAGUUAUUAAGCUAACUAGUAGCUCUCUAAUUAAUAUUGAGAUUACAACAUGAGAUUUUCACUCAACAGUUGCGAAGAGAAGAAAUAAAGGAUUCUUAGCUACUCCGAAUGAAUAGCUGAACUUAAAUGAACCCACCAAUGAUAAUCG
Messenger RNA from Helicoverpa zea (corn earworm), 3175 nucleotides. It is a transcript of the gene Btl, whose product is annotated as fibroblast growth factor receptor homolog 1-like. Gene Ontology annotation, cellular component: membrane; signaling receptor complex. The record is from RefSeq and is a predicted model, not a curated record. Gene Ontology annotation, biological process: positive regulation of kinase activity; multicellular organism development; fibroblast growth factor receptor signaling pathway. Lineage: Eukaryota; Metazoa; Arthropoda; Insecta; Lepidoptera; Noctuidae. Bases 257 to 2815 code for a protein of 852 amino acids. The transcript has 15 exons. Gene Ontology annotation, molecular function: ATP binding; fibroblast growth factor receptor activity.